Messenger RNA from Dermatophagoides pteronyssinus (European house dust mite), 1140 nucleotides. RefSeq names its product DNA damage-regulated autophagy modulator protein 2-like. The record is from RefSeq and is a predicted model, not a curated record. NCBI's taxonomy places the organism in Eukaryota, Metazoa, Arthropoda, Arachnida, Sarcoptiformes, Pyroglyphidae.
AUACGCAAUUCUGUUUGUUGUUGUUGUUGUUGUUGUUGGUUGCAUUUGUUUGUUAUUUUAGUUUGCAUUGUUUGAUUUCAUCGUUAACAAUGAUAAUAUUGAGACUUUUGUUCAAAUAAAAGGCGUUGAUGAUUACAAUGAAUCGAUGAUCUCAAUAAUUUUUAUUUUCAAAUCAAUCCAAAAUCAAUAGAAAAUAUUUUAAAUCAUGUCUUGGGAUAAUCUUCAUUUCUUACCAUUGGCCGUUUUUGUCUGUCUUCCAUUUACUUUUAUCAUAUCUUAUAUCAUCGCAAUCUGUUUAGGUCAUGUCGAACCAGUAUUUCCAUAUAUUAGUGAUACUGGGACGCACGUUCCUGAAUCGAAUAUUUUUGCUCAAGCUUUGAAUAUGGUUGCAGCGUUAGUCGCCAUUACUAUUUAUAUGCGUUUUAAACAUGUCGAACAAUAUUAUCGUGAUGAUCUAACAUUGACAUCGAAUAAAAUUUUCCGUCUAAAUCGUCUUGCAUUAUAUUUUGGAAUCUUAUCUUCUAUAGGCCUAUCUGUUGUUGCAAAUUUUCGUGAAAUUGAAUUAUUCAAAAUUCAUUUACUUGGUGCCUUAAUGUCGUUUGGUUUUGGUUCAGUGUAUUGUUGGUUACAAUCAUGGCUUUCUUUUCGUAUGGUACCAUUAGUGAAUAAUAAACGAAUGGCUUGGUGUCGAACAAUAUUGUCUGUGAUCAUUACGAUAUCAUUUUUAAUUACUUGUGUUAUGGGCCAGAUAUCUAUACAUAAUUUUCAUGGAAAAGAUCCGACAAAUUGGCAACCAGAAAAUGGUGGUUAUCAUACUCAUGUAAUUAGCACCAUUAGCGAAUGGAUUGCUGCAAUGGCUUUAGAUUUUUUUAUUCUCACCUAUACCCGUGAAUUUCAGACAUUUACUGUAUCAACACCAAGAGUAAUGCUUCGUACCGAUGAUUUUGAUGAUCCAUAUUUAUCACAUAGUUCACGUUAUCCAGUAGAUGCUACUAUUAAUCCAAUACAAUUUUCAUCUGAUCGUGAAACUUCGACACCAACAACAAUUCGUUGAAAAAGAUUAAUUCAAUUGAUAUUGAUAAAUCAUUUUUAUUUAUAAAAAAAAAUUUUAUUAUCUAAAACAAACAGUCAUCAAUCGUG